This is a messenger RNA of Thlaspi arvense, 807 nucleotides long. Lineage: Eukaryota; Viridiplantae; Streptophyta; Magnoliopsida; Brassicales; Brassicaceae. The record is from the annotation of a GenBank genome assembly.
AUGGCUGCUUCAUGUGCUUCUUCUCCCAUCAAAUCACAUACCUCUUUCGAUGAUCUUCAAAAAGGUUUUAAUGGGAAGAAUGUGCUUGCUAGGAUAAUCCAUUAUUGGGAGGCACGAAACGCCAAAAAAGGAGGGCUGCUAAUGGGUUUCGAACUCCUUCUUAUCGAUGAAAAGGAAAACGUCAUCCAAGCAUUCAUACCAGCUAAUCGAGUAGGUUACUAUCAGCCGAACCUAAAAGCCGAUACCGUCUACAACAUUAAUAACUUUCUGGUUAUUGAUAACAAAACCAGCUACAGGUUGUCUGCCCACAAGUUUCUAAUCCAAUUCACUCCAAAAACAGUGUUGGAUAAGUCCGACCAGCAUGAUCAUAUUAUUGAGAGACAAACGUUCCGGAUCCGUUCUUAUGAUGAGUUAAAAAAAAUAGUAGACAAGAAUGAAGAUCUAUACGAUAUCAUUGGAAAAGUGGUCCUAAUCGAUAAUGAGAAGAACUUUAAUGGUGUGGCUAAAAACAAAGUCGAAGUUCAUCUACAACUGAAAGAGCUGGGUGAAUCUGGGAAUAACUCUAUCAUCACUUCAGAGAUUACAAAGUUAGAAACUGUCACCAUCUCUGAACUUUAUCAAUUUCUGAAAAACGAGACUCCACAGAUAGUCGGUUUCUAUUGUAUUGCUACCGUCGUUGAUAUAUUACUACAAUAUGGAUGGAAAUACAUUGCAUGCACUAAAUGUAAUUGUAAAUUAGGACGAACAGAUACAGCCUUGGUUUGCAAGACAUGUAACUACGAAAAUACUGUUGGUCUUAUCAGGUAA